Saccostrea cuccullata (small rock oyster) is the source of this 1451-nucleotide messenger RNA. RefSeq lists its product as uncharacterized. Gene Ontology annotation, cellular component: membrane; acetylcholine-gated channel complex. The record is from RefSeq and is a predicted model, not a curated record. Lineage: Eukaryota; Metazoa; Mollusca; Bivalvia; Ostreida; Ostreidae. The transcript has 5 exons. Bases 103 to 1161 code for a protein of 352 amino acids.
UUACAAAGAGUUAACUUGUGAUCGAUAUUUAAAUUCCAAGGUUAGAUCAAGUCGCUUACACACAAGACAAAUUUCUCCCUUAUCGAGACACAUUUUGUCACCAUGAUUUGGUUGGUGACGGUGAGCAUGCUUCUGACAUUCGGGAGUUGCUAUGGUUACACUGGUUGUACCGACACCUCGCUGCAGUACCAAGGCUACACGUACACAAUAGACCCCACUACUCAGCAGAAAGUCUGGUCCCACUGUGGCUUUCCCAAUCCCAGCUUUGACUACGCCCUCUGUGGACUGGCCUUCACCUCAGGGGAACACUUCCUCUGUGACCCGGAUGGACUGCUCACGUCACAGAUUGACGCCAUUGAUUUGGCCUUACGGAAUAUUCAAGCGAACACUUCUACUCUGUGCACCAGUGCUGAUGGAAGUUCAGAGAGUUUUACCGUGUCAAUAGCCCUUAUAAAUCGAACACGUAUUGCAGAUUUUUCGUCUGCUAGUUUGUGUAUCAACAAUUGUGGAGAGCUACAACCAGGAACCAACCUCACUGCCAGCUCUCUGUCUGACGGUCAGAAGACGGCCAUCGCCGAAAACUUCGGUGAUUAUCUACGGACCGGGUGGCGCUUCGGUUCCUGCGGAAAUGACGUCGUAAUUUUUUAUGCACAGGAUUUAAAUAAGGUUCAUGUAGCGGUUGGAUACAAAGCUACCAGUCUUGUUACAUCAGACGUCAUUGACUACAUCAAAAACACGUUUGUGUCAUAUAAAAGCAACGGAAAAUUAGCGGAAGGUCUUCUCGUCAUCGCGGAAAAGCUGCGCAUCACGCUGCGCGGUGUAACUCCCGCUCACGUGCUCCUGAUUUUAAACAUGAUCGUGGUCGUUUUGACAGCUGUGUUCCUGGUGUUUUUCCUCCACCUUCGCUCCGUGGAAUUCAAUGCCUGGGGUCGGGAGGGGCUGUGGAAGAUUCCAGAGUACUUUUUCUAUUUUAUAUCUGGAGUAUGGAUGAUAAAUGGACUUUUGUAUGGCGUUAUUUAUGUGUCCAACAAAGCACCUUACUGGGCAACCUUCUUUUCUGGUAUAAUGGGGCUGGCUUUUAUCAUUUUGUAUAUAUUUGAAGAACAAAUAUUUGAUACAUAUUCCAACAGCGGAUCCUACACACUUAACAUUACAUCCUAGAGAAAUAUCGAAGUCCUUUAUUUUGUUAAUAUGUUUUUUUUUAAAUUAAUAAUAUAAUUUUAUUUUUAUAUUGUAACAUUAAACUAUAUUAAUAUCAAUGAUACCUUAAAUCUCCAUGUAUGAAAUAUGUAAAGUGCACGGAGUUUUAUUCAUUAAUAUCAUCUAACUUGUCUUUUGACAUUUCCUUAAUUACGCAUACGUUGUUUUUUCUUUAUAUGCGGGAUUAUACGAGGGUUGAUCCAAAAGUAAUGUCACAGUGUCCAUAUCUUUUAUAUUUGGCGUCAUUUUAU